GUUUUGCGUAGUUUCAAACUUAUAUCACGUCCGUUUCUUUAAGUUAAUUUAAUUUCUUCAAACCUGUACUUUUUUAGUGAGAAACUAAUCCAUUUACACCAACAUCAACACUACAUUCAUCGCCAACUCAUCUCUAAGCAAGCGACUCUUUUAAUUCAUCAUCAUCAUGUCUUCCAUGGAAAAGGACCGCAUCGAGUCUGACGACCAGACCAUGUCCAGCGAAGAAGCGCCCCGACGAGAGCGCCGCAGCAAGAAGAAGGGCAGCAAGCGUCGCCAACAAGCACCACCCCAACAGCAGCAGCAGCAGGGAGGAUCAGGACCUCUCGACCAGCUGCCUCUCGCCGGAGACCUGGGCAACACAGUCGGCGGCGUCACAGACGGCGUGACCAACACCCUAGGCGGCGUGACAGGCGGUCUGGGCGGUCUCACGGGCGGUCAGCAGCAGGGCGGCGGCGGUGAUGCUGGCAAGGACACGCUGCGUCUGCGCCUAGAUCUCAACCUCGACAUUGAGAUCCAGCUCAAGGCUCGUAUCCACGGUGAUCUCGAGCUCUCUCUACUAACGGGAUAGACGCCACCGUGUGUUUGACAAGCAGAGGCUAAUUGCUUUGCGCUGUGCAGAAACUAGAAGAGAUUGUCACUAUUUGUCUCGGUUAUGUUUAUGUUUGGCUUUGUUCUGUUCAUGUCAUGAUGGUACCCAUGUAAUGUUACUGUUAGUACAACAGCACGACGAUCUGUGGCGGCGCAACAUGGUGUUUAUUAAUGAUGGUUUACUGCUGCUUCUGGGAGGGAUAAAUACAACACUACAACAUUAUAUAUUACAUGAAUCCAAAAGCAUUCACUCUCUA
Messenger RNA from Fusarium oxysporum Fo47, 845 nucleotides. RefSeq lists its product as uncharacterized. The transcript has 2 exons. The coding region runs from base 167 to 568 and encodes 133 amino acids. Lineage: Eukaryota; Fungi; Ascomycota; Sordariomycetes; Hypocreales; Nectriaceae. The record is from RefSeq and is a predicted model, not a curated record.